GAAAGGAGGGCUGACAGAGGUGCAAGGCGUGCAGAGAGGCGGGCGAGGAAGGACGAGAGGCGCGCCAGGAAGGCUAGGGGUGAAUACGAGGAGCCAUACCAGCUUUUCGUCCAACCUGUAUGAUAGAAUGCGUGUUGUUCGAAGGGCCGGCGUUUUAAUCGACUCACACUCCAUGUAAUCACUACUGCUGCAUGUCCGUGGGCUUUUUGUUCUGUGCUUUACUUCUGCAACGCGUCCAACUUCACGUGACCUACAUUAGUACUCUGGACUCGAGGGCAUCGAGGGCAUACCGAGUGCGCUCAGGCCAUGUCUGUGCUCACAGCAACGCCCAGAGGGAAAACAGCGUCCGCGACACCUACCGCAACACCAACUGCCACCAGGAUCGCAGGUUCCCAUGUCCUUCAGGCAUCGCCCCAUUAUACGACUACACGCAGACACUCUUUGUAUGGCACCGAAGACCGCGUCGUCGUCGAUCCUGGCUCACGUAUCUGGAAGGUUGGCUUCAGUGGCGAGGGAAGGCCCAGGGAUGUCUUCUACUCAGAUCCAAUAAGCGCGGAACCUCUGUGGGGAUUGAACCGCGCAAGCGAUGCUGCAACUAGAGCUGAGCAAGAUCGGCUACUCGAAAUCAAUGUCGAGAGGCGCAUGCGCUCGGUGUUCCAUGAGUCGCUACUUACAGACCCCAAAUCUCGCAAGGUGAUUUUGGUCGAACACCCUCUACUCCCACUGCACAUCAAAGAAAUAUUUGCUCGCGUCUUGUUCGGUAAUUUGCAGGUGCCUUCAAUAUCGUUUGCUCCAAGUCACCUUCUGUCUCUCCUGUCGGUUGGCCGCAUCACUGGUUUGGUGAUCGAUUGUGGUCAUCUCGAAACUGCAGCGUUACCCAUUUUCGCUGCUAGGCCGCUGUUCCCACAUCUACAGACUACACCGUUGGCGGGUUCCCGCUUCACAUCACACCUCCGUGCCCUUUUGCUUCUGUUCGGAAAAUAUGCUCCGCCUCCGACGAAUCUUACCGUCGUCAAUCCUCCACUUGCGACCCGUCUUACACGUGUCCCGCAGGAGAUUCUUACGGAUUUACUGGUUGAAGACAUCAAAACUAGGUGCUGUUUCGUGAGCAGUGUAUUGGAAGCAAGGCAUGACAUCCGACCUUCGUCCCCGACAACAUCUGCCUCCGAGGCCGACCCUCUUCCUGAAAGCGAUAGUGCUGUGUCUGAGUCGGAGUUCUCUCGUGCUUCUGCCUCCGAUGUACCCGAAAGUUUCGUAUCCUCGCAGCCAGAAGCUUCAUCUGACUCUGGGACCGCGUCCGAAAGUUACCUCCAAGCACUCGCCAACUUAUAUACUCGACAUUCGAAUGCUACUGACGUCCAACUCCGCGUUGUGCCUCCAACCUCACAGCAGAUGGGCACCGGACGCGGCACCCUUAUCGUAGCUGGAUGGAUCCGCGAGCGAGCCGCCGAGGUCCUUUUCGAGGGCGGUGACGUCGACGAAGGCAGCGUCGCAGAGGUCAUACUGGAUGCUCUACUCAAGGUACCUAUCGACCUGAGAACAACGAUGGCAUCUUCCAUUCUCGUAACGGGGGGCACUGCGAUGUUACCUGGUUUUAUCCCGCGUUUGCAUGCCGAACUCCUUCGCGCAAUCGCACCUCCAGGAUCACCGCAACAAGAUUCUCGACGUGGAAGACCAGCACCACCUGCCUAUGAUCGUUAUGCAGAGCUCAGACCACUCAUCCCACACUUUGCCAUCCUGAACAAUCCUUCGCCACAGGUUUCUGGGUCGUCCUCGACGCGCGCCAAAGCUAAUGCUGGCAAAGCGCCUGCAUAUUCCCCUGCGUUGAUGGCAUGGGUUGGCGGCUCCCUAGCAGGGGCCCUCAAAACGGGAGGGAUGGAGAUUACGAGGGAAAAGUGGGGCGAAGCGUUCUCAUCGCAGAACGAUGACGAUGAAACGGCCGUCACGGCAGCUGAUUCGGAACAUUUGCUGAAAAGCAUCAUUCCAGACUGGACGAAAACUCCACUGCCCGUGGGUGCACCAUCUGCAUCUGCUAUUGCGCUGUAGGGAAUGGGUUUUCCCUACCAAGGGACAUGGUAUUUCUGCUUUAUUGUUCUUCGUUUCUGUUGUUUUAUGACUAUUACAAUUUACAAUAUUAUUUCAAGGACAUAAUUGACUUUUGUGAUGGAUUCGGAUUUCGGGCUCUCAGUCGGUUU
Messenger RNA from Pisolithus orientalis, 2195 nucleotides. Its product is annotated as actin-domain-containing protein. The coding region runs from base 307 to 2046 and encodes 579 amino acids. Gene Ontology annotation, biological process: microtubule-based movement. The transcript is spliced from 6 exons. The record is from RefSeq and is a predicted model, not a curated record. NCBI's taxonomy places the organism in Eukaryota, Fungi, Basidiomycota, Agaricomycetes, Boletales, Pisolithaceae.